GCGUUCAAAGAGAAACCUCCAAGCCUCUUGCUUGUUAGCAUAACCAAUAAUGACUCUACCGAUCCAACCAUUAGGCAUCGAUAAGCCCUCGUUGCCACUGCGCAACGCGUGCGGCGUGGGUAGGAGAAGGCCGGCCUGUUUGAGUGCAGCGUGGGCCGAUCCACCUAUCACUAGAAGGGAGAGACGCAGGGCUAUUUGUUCAUGGUCGGUAGGGUACGGUACGCUGUUUGAGAACGACGAAUUGCCAUUGACCAGUCAAGAUUUGACAUCCUUCAAGAAAGGAAAAGUGGCCGACCAGACAGCUCUGAUAGAGCCGCGAGGUCGUCGAAUAGUGACCACCUCGACCGCUUCCCCCCAUGCCCCGCCGAGCGGAUCCGUUCCCGCUCGCCGCCCGUCCCGUUCCAGAGCUGAACCCCUUUUCGCGAUGCCCGGCAUCAAGUCGUUGUUGAACGGCAGGAGGCGCAACAGCGGCCUUGAAAAUCCCCAGUCGCCAUUGGUGGGCAAAAGAAGACAGGCGAACGCAGGCGAGACUGUACCUGUGGUGAAACCUGCUUCCAGCCUAGCCAGCCUGAGGAAAUGCGAGACCGUGUUGGCUCUCACAGGAUAUCUAAGGUCCUCAUCUUCCUCGAGCAGCAUCGAACCUCUGCAACCGAUCAACAGAUUGCGAGUAUCGCCUCAUGCGUCCCAUUCUCGCAUGUGUUCCAGAUGUUCGAGCCUUUUGACGUUGGCCUCGAGUUCUCGCUACUCUUUGAAUACAAUUGGGGCUGGUUUCGUCCCUGUUCCGCCCGAAGAUCCCCCUUUGCUCUGCAAACUCUGUCUUGCUGAGGUGCCUUUAAAGGACAUUGUGCGCAUCCAGCAGUGUGACUGUGCCUUUUGUGUAGAGUGUAUGAAGGCUUAUGUAGAAUUUGAAAUUAGUGAAGGGGCGUAUGAUAUUUCAUGUCCUGAUGCACAAUGUCCCUCUCAGGGAGUUUUACUACAAGAAGAGAUUAAAAGACUGGCUGGAAGUGAUUUAUUAGAGAAACAUAAAAAGUACAGAUUAAAUAGAGAAGUAGAGUUAGACAAGUCUCGCACGUGGUGCCCCCGUGCAGGUUGCGAAACUGUAUGUACGAUGUGUCCACAGAAAAAAUGCACACCACAGAGCAUUUACUGCCCGACAUGCACCACUGAUUUCUGCAGUAACUGCAAAUCGGAGUGGCACGAGGGUUUGUCUUGCGAAGAAUACAGCAAACAACUGACGAAGGAGGGCAAAGUCGAAGAACCAGGAAUUCCGUUCGAUUCAGAUCUCAUCAAGUGCUGCCCCAUGUGUAAUGUUCCUAUCGAGAAAGAUGAAGGCUGUGCUCAGAUGAUGUGCAAGAGGUGCAAACAUGUAUUUUGUUGGUAUUGUCUAACCAGCCUUGACGACGACUUCCUCUUGAGACAUUACGAUAGAGGGCCCUGCAAAAAUAAGUUAGGCCAUUCCAGAGCAUCCGUUAUAUGGCAUCGAACCCAAGUGAUCGGCAUCUUUGCCGGCUUUGGCAUUUUGCUGUUAGUAGCCUCUCCUCUGUUACUUCUGGCUGCACCGUGUAUAGUGUGUUGUAAGUGCAGAGUCUGCAAUGCAGGGACUAAACUGGACAACGAAGAAGUACAAGGAGAAGAAUCAUGAUGCGUGCUUCAAUAAGUUGUUUGGGUUGCGGUUAAUUUCUAGUAGCUUAUAUCCCAGAUUUAUGUAGAAUCAUUCGGUGGUUCAAGUGGAGAAACUUGAAAUUUUUGCUCUGCAUACAUUUGUAUCAACUUUCCCCUUUAUUAAAGUUACGAGUUUGUUCCGAUGAUCAGCUGAAUUCAAAGAAAAACUGAAGUAGCAAUAAUCGUGGGAAAAACCUGCCGUUACUUGUUCUGGUUACAAGCAAACUUUUUAGGAAUUAUAUAUUUCUAUUUCCAGUUUCAGUUUUGUGUUUCUCUUCUUGAGCCAGGCUUUGAUCUAGUCUAUGAGUUGAUAAAUAAAUACGUGAAAAGUCUGCAAUUUUAUUGCAUCACUGUUGAGCCUUUUUGUAGUUUUAUAUGGGUUUUAACAUGGACGGAAUCUGUGAUAGAACACUGUGAUUUAUUAUUUACCGUCUGUGUCUUCAACUCGUGUUUAUUUAUAAUUGUAGAUUUUACAAUUGUUAGUGUACACUGUUAAUUUUAUAGCAAUACUGAAUGCAUAAAUUCUUCGAGUACCAUCGCAACCAUUUUUGGUUAAAAAUUUCAACGAAUUUAAACUUAGGGAUUUCUUAGUUCUUUUUACUCCUUUUUGGUUCAUCCAAAUUGUGUUUUUGAAAAAAAAUUGAAUUGUUUUUGAACGUUUCGCAGAGUUAAAUGGAUCAGAUGUAGAAAAAACAUAUUUUAUUUGAUGGAAAGGAAUGUCAUUUUACUUUGAGAAGAAUGAUUCAAAAUGGAGUACUUGAAUAUCAAAACA
Messenger RNA from Leptinotarsa decemlineata (Colorado potato beetle), 2434 nucleotides. RefSeq names its product probable E3 ubiquitin-protein ligase RNF144A. Gene Ontology annotation, biological process: protein ubiquitination. Gene Ontology annotation, molecular function: zinc ion binding; ubiquitin-protein transferase activity. Lineage: Eukaryota; Metazoa; Arthropoda; Insecta; Coleoptera; Chrysomelidae. The record is from RefSeq and is a predicted model, not a curated record.